AUGAUCAAAAUUCGGAAACGUGACAACCUUUAUGGCAUCUACGCACUUAUUAGUUUCAUACUGAUUUUGGUGACCUCGCUUCCAAAAGUGAGGCGGAAGCUCUACAACGUGUUUUUUGCAUUUCAUUACAUUUGCACUUGGGCAGCGGUACUACUGCUGUACGUUCAUGUUAGACCACCUAUUCCAUAUCUGACGACAAUCAAUGUUGCAAUCUUGGUGUACCAAAUGUACUUCAAAUUUCGAAUUUCCAAAGUUUCCUCGAUUGAGGUGACCCAGCUUUCUGCAAACCUGUUACUCGUGAGCUUUCCGGGAUCAGCACUGGCAGUAAAGUCAAUAAUUCCGGGUUGUCAUUUGAGAAUGAACGAGUUCGAUGAGUCUAAUUAUUUGAAACAAAUCUGGCGACACAUUUUUAUGCCAGUUCAACAUCCUUUCACAAUUGCAACUCUUCCAUUUGACGAAAGCCAGAAGAUGAUUGUCAGAAAAGGACGUUUUGAUUUGUCAUCCGAAAAGAAGUAUCUCAUCACAGGAGCAUAUCUACCUCAUUUGAGCUUCCUGAAGCCAAUGAAAAACGCUAAUCCACGCUCGCUCCUUUUCCAUACUAAAGUCAAAAAAUGUUUGAUAGUUGUUGGAGGAUCUGCAAUUAGUUUUGCUCUCCCAAUUCUGAGAACACUAAGCUACAACGGGGCCACCGUGAAGAUCAUCUGGGUUCUCAGGGAUCACGAAGACCUUAAGGUCUUAGAUUACUUUCAGAAUAUAUUAGUGAACGACGACUGCAUCGACAUUUUCAUCACUGGGUCCUACAGUCAACAGGAGAUCAACAGUUUCAAAAGAGCCAUAAGGGAGCUUCAUCGUCUCAACAGGCAGAUUGAGCUCUCAAACCAGGAACAAGUGCUCAAUGGAAAAUACUUUCCGCAAUACCAUGAAAAGUCACCUCUAAUGCAAUCCAAAGUAAGCUAUCAGGCGAUGGCAAACGAAAUUGAUGCUCUUGCUCAUGAAAGUUCAGCCCAGAAAAGCAGGGCUGGAUACAUCCCUCUUCGCCAUCACGCUGAGCUACUCAAGUCUGGGUACUCGGCUGAGGAUGAAGAUAGGUUCGAAAAUGUUGAUUUGGAUCUGGAUGGUAAGUGCAGGAACCCCGAACCAAUCGUCCCUAAAAGCUCCUCGCUGUAUUCAGGAAUUCUUGACUUCCCUGCGGAUUCUCUCCAACAACGCGACUCCUUCAGCUUGCCUUACUCAUCUUCUUCUGGUAUCUACGACGACUUGGCAGAUUACUGGAUUCUCAAAGGUUUAGCUUGUCGGAUUGAAUUUGGACGACCAAGAUUGGGCAUCCAUUACUAUAAUUGGUGCACUGGCUCUUCGUGUAUUGGCCCCUUGAUAGACAUACACAACGGGCAGUCGGUGUGUUGCAAUGAGAUUACAAUUGAAAAUGAAGGCCAGAAAUUACACUAUCAAAAGAGCGACGGCCAUAUAUUGGGCUCGGAUGCCCAGGACGAGCUUUUCCUCAAUGAGCAAUUCAUAAAAAAUAGACAGCAGCGAUUCCAAGAAAGAGGAGGUGAAUUGGACGAAUCUACAUGGGUUGUUGGUGCAGGUCCUAUUGGUCUUGUGAACAAAGUGCAACUUUGGGCUAAUAAUUGCGGUUUCAAUUUCCAUGCGGAAAGCUUCAGUAUCUAG
Ogataea haglerorum is the source of this 1668-nucleotide messenger RNA. RefSeq lists its product as uncharacterized. Gene Ontology annotation, cellular component: plasma membrane. Gene Ontology annotation, molecular function: oxidoreductase activity. NCBI's taxonomy places the organism in Eukaryota, Fungi, Ascomycota, Pichiomycetes, Pichiales, Pichiaceae. The record is from RefSeq and is a predicted model, not a curated record. Bases 1 to 1668 code for a protein of 555 amino acids. The transcript has a single exon.